AUGAUUCGCAAACAAGCCCGCCAACGUCGCGACUAUCUUUAUCGUCGAGCUCUGACUCUCCGUGAUGCUGAGAUCUCUGAGAAACGGGCGAAACUUCGAUCGUCUUUAGCCUCUGGAAAACCUUUAGAUCCUGCGAUUGCGAAUGACAAGACAUUACGGCAGGAUUACAAGUACGAUGAAUCGAAGGCGGACAGGACCACAAAUGAAGAGCUGGAUUUGGACGACGAAUAUGCGCAGCUAUCGGGAAUUGUUGAUCCGCGUGUUCUGAUCUCUACCUCGAGAGAUCCUUCAACCCGACUUUCCUCGUUUGCGAAAGAGAUUCGACUAUUGCUUCCAACAUCCAUCCGAUUGAAUCGUGGUAACCUAAUCCUUCCAAACUUGGUACAAUCGGCACAAGCGUCUGGUCUUUCGGACAUUAUCUUGUUACAUGAGCACAGAGGAACACCGACGGCUUUAACAUUGUCGCACUUUCCACAUGGCCCGACUCUCUCGUUUUCCCUUCACAAUGUCGUUCUUCGCCACGAUAUUCCCAACAGUUCGAGAGGAACUGUAAGCGAGUCGUAUCCUCAUCUCAUAUUCGAAGGAUUCACGUCACGACUCGGACUUCGGAUUGUCAAGGCACUGAAGCACAUUUUCCCGCCACGUGAAGCCAUUACCAACAAGACCAAGCUCGGCAGUAGAGUUGUCACCUUUAAAAAUAUUGAAGAUACCAUUGAAGUACGACACCACGUAUUCGUGAAAACUGGAUAUCAGAGCGUGGAGUUGGCAGAAGUUGGACCCCGUAUGUCCAUGAGGUGCUUUGAGAUUCGGGGAGGAACGUUGGAGAAUAAAGACGGAGACGUUGAAUGGCGGCUGAACCAGUACACCAGAACGAGCAGGAAGAAGGAUUAUUUAUGA
Molecule: messenger RNA, 897 nt
Organism: Glarea lozoyensis ATCC 20868
Lineage: Eukaryota; Fungi; Ascomycota; Leotiomycetes; Helotiales; Helotiaceae
Product: Class II aaRS ABD-like protein
Exons: 2
Coding region: 1-897 (298 amino acids)
Biological process (GO): rRNA processing
Cellular component (GO): Mpp10 complex; small-subunit processome; nucleolus
Molecular function (GO): snoRNA binding; rRNA primary transcript binding
Source: RefSeq, a predicted model, not a curated record